UCUAUGAGAGUGUCGAAUUUUCUACGUGAGGCUUAUUUGAUCGAUUAUUCGUUUCGUAAUAUUGAUGUUGUUACACAUAUUCUGAUAUAGGUGGGCGCACGUGGCAUUCCAGUAACUUUGAGGAAAACUAUUUUAAAUCGGAGUUGUGUCCAUCGUUUACAUGCGAAUCUGCCCUCUCAUUGGCUACAAUGUUCCCACCUGAUCGCGCCUCCCGUCUACCUUUGCGGUCAUGUAUUUCCAUUGUUAGAGCGGUCAGUCGACUAUCUUGUCAAAGUAGAUAUUUGAUUUAAUACCAGUCUUGACUCCCUCCCCCUUUAUGUGCUGCGCCAUUUCGUGCAGGGUGGAACCAUUUUCUCAUAGCUGCAAGAAGACCACCUCAGUACUGUAUUGACAGAUUUUGCUGAAAUAUAAGACAUUUUAACCUUUAAGCUCCUGGUGAGUAUUUUGAUUCAAGACUGUUUUUUAUAUUUUUUCUCUGACUACAGUAUCUUUGGAAUUUCAUUUUUUAACGCCAUGUCUUUUUCUAUUUGAGCGAGCGGCUAGAUGGCUAACUGUUAGUUAGCUCAUCAUGGUUCCAUCACAGUUUCGAAACAUACUGAUUAUAAGUCGUGGGGCGAAGUUCUGCAUUCUGAGAGGGUGCUGAUGGAAUUGUAGUUUUUGCUGAGAGCACCCAAGACACCUGCCCGUUCACACUGGCCCUGCGCUCAGUGUCAAAGAACUGACUGACUGACAGACAGACGAUCGCCCUGCACACAGACGCUAUGGAUCGGUCCCCCACCACCAGCAGCCUGAUGGCCAGCAACGUGACCAACAAGACGGACCCGCGCUCACUCAACUCGCGGGUCUUCAUCGGGAACCUCAACACGCUCCUGGUCACCAAGGCAGACGUGGAGGCAAUCUUCAGCAAGUACGGCAAGAUCGUGGGCUGUUCUGUGCACAAGGGCUUUGCCUUCGUCCAGUUCGCCAACGAGAGAUGCGCACGUACCGCCGUAGGGGCCGAGGACGGACGCAUGAUCGUGGGACAGGUGCUGGACAUUAACUUGGCUGGAGAACCCAAACCCCACAGGUCAAAGACCACAAAGCGAUUGGCGGGAGACAUGUACAGGUCUGAUUCAAUUAGUCCCACAUUUGAUCUGGACUACGACUUCCAGAGAGAUUACUAUGACAGAGUGUACUCGUACCCAUCCCGCGUGCCCCCUCCUCCUCCUCCACCCAUGUCCCGAGCAGUGAUCCCGUCCAAGCGCCCACGGGUCAGCAUGACUGGAGGGGGCAGCCGCCGCGCCAAGGCCAGUUUCUCCUCUUCCUCCAAGAGCAGCCAGAGGGCAUCCUCAAGAACAAUGAAAACAGAUGACCUGCAGACCAUCAAGAAGGAGCUGACAAUGAUUAAACACAAAGUAGACUACCUGCUGGAGAGCCUAGAGCUUAUGGAGAAGGACCACAGCAAGAAGUCAGAUGGGAAGGGUGCAAAGCCUGAGCCUGGAGAGGUGUCCUCACAGCAGCACUGCAGCAACAAGAAGGAGGAGAGCAUCAAGAGGGAGAGGGAGAGCCAGGAUCUCAAUGACUCUGAGGAGGAGGGGGAUCUGCUAGAAGAGGAGGAGGUGAAGAAUCAACAAAGAGAGGAGGAGGAGGAGGAUGAUGAUGAUGAUGAAGAGGAGGAGGAAGGAGAGCAUGUGGAUGGAGACGACGAUGGUGACAGUGUCAACGGAGAUGAGGACUCUUAGACAACACGGAGACUGAAGCACACUUGUACAGACAACACAUCCACAUGGCUUCCAGUGGCACCGCCGACUCCUAUUUUAAUACCCACACUAAUACGAAACGUGAGAACGUCAAUACACACAAACGCACACAUAGAACACCUGCCCCCACUACCACCCUUCCAUUGUCCCACAGGCCUUUUAUUUUUCAAAAUGCAAUUUAGUUUGUCCCUGUUUCAGCCCCCUCCUAUCACAGUGUAAACAUUUAGCAUUGUCUUGCAGCCAGGUACAUUGGAACUAGAUGUAGAUAGCGAGCAGUAUGACGUGAUUUUCUGUGCUGCUGUUCCUCUUUUGACCAGCAGAGAGCAGGAAUGGCUGUUUUCUAUGACCUGAGCCACAAGUCAAACCACCACAUUGGCUUUACUAGGAUUGGUAAUCAAGAGAUGACAACUUUAAAGAUUGAGUGAACAUUUAAAGACAUUUAUUUUUUAAUUCGCCCACUUGAGCUUGUAUGUUCCUUCUUUUCAUGUCAUUGUUUUUUAUACUACUCGGUCUAAGUUGUACUGUAAUAAUAAAUUGCAAUUAAAUACUCAAAUUGA
Coregonus clupeaformis (lake whitefish) is the source of this 2296-nucleotide messenger RNA. RefSeq names its product heterogeneous nuclear ribonucleoprotein C-like. Gene Ontology annotation, molecular function: RNA binding. The transcript is spliced from 9 exons. Gene Ontology annotation, cellular component: nucleus. The record is from RefSeq and is a predicted model, not a curated record. NCBI's taxonomy places the organism in Eukaryota, Metazoa, Chordata, Actinopteri, Salmoniformes, Salmonidae. Bases 762 to 1721 code for a protein of 319 amino acids.